This is a messenger RNA of Dalotia coriaria, 4087 nucleotides long. Its product is annotated as inhibitor of Bruton tyrosine kinase. Gene Ontology annotation, molecular function: protein binding. The record is from RefSeq and is a predicted model, not a curated record. Bases 172 to 3618 code for a protein of 1148 amino acids. The transcript has 5 exons. NCBI's taxonomy places the organism in Eukaryota, Metazoa, Arthropoda, Insecta, Coleoptera, Staphylinidae.
CUGCUUGAUGAUGUAAUCAAUCAACUUGUCAUCCUUCCACUUUCUGUUUGUUGUGAUCUGCCGACGUUGAUGGAAGCGUCAGCAAAUAAAACAAAAUAUAAUCAGUGAAAUUCAAUUUUCUACAAUAUUGUACAACAUUUUCUAUAUUCUAGAAAUUAUUACAUAAACAAGAUGGCAAAUUUGGAUAUUCCAUGCACAAAAUUCUGCAAUCGUAAGGAACACGGCGAUUUCAUCGUGGCUGCCUUAACCAAACGAGCUGUAAAUGAUAUAGAAUUAUCAGCAUUCCUCAACUACACUUGUGUACUCUGUGGUUCUUCAAAAGAUGUUUAUGGCAGGACAUCUCUGCAUAUGGCUGCAUCCUGUGGCAGGACAGAUGUUUGCAAAUGGUUGGUGUGUCAGAAACAGGCUAAAAUAGAUGAAAAAGAUACUGAAUCUGGAUAUACUGCACUACAUAGAAGCAUAUUUUAUGGAAAAAUAGACACUGUAGUUGCACUAAUCCAAUUAGGUGGUAAUCUCAAAUUAUUAGAUUCUAAUGACCUCACACCAUUGGACCAUGCAAUGUUGGACAACCUAUCACCUCUGGGAGAUGUCUACUCUCCAUUUAUUUAUGUCUGGGGUUCAAACACUAAUUAUACUUUAGGUCCAAAUCAAUCCAGGCAUCAUCCUGAAGCUUUUGACAGUUUUCAUAAAACCUACCCACUUGUGGAACCAAAAGAAGUUUACCUUGAGAAGUUCCACACUUUGAUUCUAAGUAAAAGUGGUGAAGUUUACUCUUUCGGACAUGGACAAGGAGGAAGAUUAGGCGUAGCAAGUGAAAAAACAAUCCUGGAACCUACAGAAAUUAAAUUUACUACAAAUAAUAACGCCAUAUUGAAAAUAAUCUCUUGCGCUAUAGGAAGAGAUCACAGUUUAUUCUUAACCGACUCAAAUGAGGUGUGGUCAUGUGGAUCAAACACUCAUCAUGUAUUAGGGAUUCAUCCACCUCCAGCGCAGUUAUUAACACCUCGUCACAUCACAAAACUCAAGACGAAGAUUGAAGGUAUAGCUUGUGGGAGGUAUCACUCUGUCGCAUGGAACCAGACCAGUAUUUUUACAUGGGGUUAUAACGGUGGGCAACUUGGUCAUGAUUUGAACACCGAAACAAGUCAAAUUGUUCCGAAAAGCGUCAACAUUCACUCAUCUCAAAACAGUAAGAUAAUCUCAGUGGCGGCGAGUGUUGGCGCGACAGCAAUCGCCACAAAUCGCGGAGAUGUUUAUAUUCUACACGAAUAUCAAUGCAGGAUGAUUGCGUCAAAAAUCUUAGAUAUAAUAUCAGUUAGUAUCUACGGUGGAAAAAUAGCUGGACUUGAAGAGAAGCGAGAAGAUUUACGAGUUUUAGCACUGACAAAAACCGGGAAUAUUUUGGUAUGGCAGGAAACUGAUCCGCAAUUAUGCAGAUGUACGUUUUCUUUGAAUAGAUUAUUAAAAGUGCGACAAGUAUGCUUGAACGCAUAUGGUUUAGUUUUCAUAACUGACGAGAGGGAAGUUUUUAAUGGAAAAUUCAAAGCACGUAAAAAGAAAACAAUACAGACUGGAAAGAAACAUUUUAAUCACUUUUUGGAGCGUACUGCAUGUGUAACAGUGCAGAUUGAGAAGGUUCCUAGAAUUUACGGUGCCAAUAGUGUUGUAUGCGAUGCAGAAGGACAUAAUUUCGCUGCGAUACACCUGAAUACUUCCACUAUGAUAACUGUGAUUCCAGAAAUAUGUCCGUCGACUAUGUUUGAAGAUUUCGCUAAAAUGAUUAAUAACACAGGUGAUGUUGAAUCAGAUGUGACUUUUAAAGUGGGAAGUCGAAUAUUUCCUGCACAUAGAUACAUCCUGCGUGCUUCCAGUGAUAAAUUAAGCAAAAUGGAGGCUGGUGGUGACCACGUGGUGAUUACAAACGUCGAACCGGAAAUCUUCCAUGAAAUUAUACAAUAUGCUUAUACAGGCACAUGUAGUAUGCUCAAAGAAGGACCAAUACCACAAGAAUUGGCAAAGUUUAAUAAAACGAAGAAGAAAAUCAACAUAAAAAGCAAUGAAAAUAAUUCUACACAAAAAAAUAAAAGUGCUUAUGAAGUUUAUUCACAAGAAAAGAAGCAAACUAAUGUAACAAAAACACAAAAUGAAAUAAACGACCCGUUGAGAUUGUUACAGGAAGCAGCAAAGAAACUAGGCAUCAAUUCGCUGUACAAAGAUCUAAAUCUGUUUGAAAUAUCCGCGGGCAGCAUAAAAUUGAAAAACGACAAGUUUUGUAGACCCAGAAUGUUGAAAUACAAUCGCGCAGAUUUUCCUGAGUUGCAUGACGUGCGUAUCAAGGCAACCUGCGGAAGUUACGUCGAAGCACACAAGUGUAUCCUAGCAGCGCGCAGUGAAUUCUUCUCCAAUAUGUUUUCAAUGCGUUGGUUGCAAUCCUCCAAUCAAAAAACAACGGAAAUUGAACUGCCGUCUAACAUCGAUUGCAUUCGACACUUAAUAGAUUAUCUCUACACAGACCAAGUUGACUUAGAACAAGAUGAAGCAGAUCAAAUCUUAAGUCUAUUGAUUUUAGCGGAUCAUAUUUUACUGGAUCGACUAGUUGAAGUUUGUGAAUUCGCCGUGAGUAAACUAAUAACAAUCAAAAAUGUUUUACGCUUGAUGACAAUUGCGGAUAUGUAUAACUCCACGCAGUUGAAAGAAACCUGCAUGGAGUACGCAUGUUUGAAUCUAGCGCUGUUGUUGGAAACGAGACAUUUGGAGCAAUUAGACGAUGAACUGUUGAAGGAUCUGACCAAGUUCUAUGAGAACUGGAACGCGAAGAUGCACCACCGCGUCAUCACGCCGUACAGUGACGCAGUGUGCGAUAAGAUGAUCGCGGCGGUGAGUGCAAAGUAUCCGGUCAAAAUGGACUUCAAUGAAAUUAUCAGCGUGCAAAAGCAGAAGGCGCAUCGCCGGCGGAAUCGUACACAUCGCACGAGCAGCACGAGUGUCAGCGUCAGCGAUAGCUCAAAUCUUCCAUUGGAAGUAUCACAGAAUGAUGAGGUGGACUUUGAACUGAGUAAAAGAUUGCAGGAGCAGAUGGAGAUCGAAAGGAGUGUGCCUGUGAGAAUCAAAGCGAUAUCACGGGCGCAUGAGAGGAUUAAUGAUGUGUUUGAUGAGGAUGAUUUUGUUAAUUUAUCACUGGCGUCGGCGAAAGAGUUUCCUGAUUUGAGUUCGUCCAUUGGUAGUCCUCCAGUGGAUAGGGGGAGUUAUCAAAGGACUCCGAAACAAAAGGGGAAGAUGACUAGAUUGUCACAGAAAGAAAGAAAAAGGUUAACGUCGGAAUCAUCGCCUGUUAUACAAGAAAUUGAAGCAGAGAGUCCAAAAAAUCCCUGGAACAUGAAUUUUGAAACUUCUAGUCCUGUUAGUUCCCACAUUGGAAGUAUCAUCACCGAAGAGAAGAAACAAAGAGAAAAUCUUAGUAGAAUUAAGAGUAAACUUUUAAUUUACACACAGAUCGAAGAUAAAGCUCUGGAUGAUUUGAAGAAAUUCUACAACGUUGACAAUGUAUUCGACGAAGUCAUAGAAAUCUCCCGGGUGGAUUGCGGGCAAAUAGCGGCGCCCUUAUGGAUCCAGAAAUAAAUUACAAAUAUAAAUUACCUCAAUCAAGCUCAAACACAAAUAGUUAUACAACUAGUACUCCGAAAUGUCGUUGACAUGUCUCAAGUACACACCACACGCAACGGUCAUUAGUUCAUGUCGUGCUUGCCGAAUUUGUGUCUAUUAUUUAGUAAGCACACUGAAUAAAUAAACAGCGCGAGCGGAAACCGAGCGAUUUGCGUGCGGGCGCGCAGAAAACAUAUUUUGAUGCCAGUCGGGCGAAAACAAACACCAAGGGAGGAUUUGUGUUUGACUGAUGAUUAGUAGCGGUAAAUGUUUGUGCAUAUUUGCAUUGUAUGCAUGCAGUAAACAAUUAUGCGUUUGUUUUUGAGUUGGAAGUGAAGUGAGGGUGUUUGUGUGUUGAUUUGGAGAUGAAAAUGGAUUGUACAAAUUUAUUGUGAUAUAUUUAUUUGUAUCUUGACAUAAUAUAAAUAAUACAGAGAAAGAAAAU